Messenger RNA from Staurois parvus, 608 nucleotides. The record is from the annotation of a GenBank genome assembly. Lineage: Eukaryota; Metazoa; Chordata; Amphibia; Anura; Ranidae.
CCAGGACCCUGUAUUCACGAUAUCUGGUCUCCCCGGACCCUGUAUUCACUAUAUCUGGUCUCCCCGGACCCUGUAUUCACUAUAUCUGGUCUCCCCGGACCCUGUAUUCACUAUAUCUGGUCUCCCCGGACCCUGCAUUCACUAUAUCUGGUCUCCCCGGACCCUGCAUUCACUAUAUCUGGUCUCCCCGGACCCUGUAUUCACUAUAUCUGGUCUCCCAGGACUCUGCAUUCACUAUAUCUAAUCUCCCCGGUCCCUACAUUCACUAUAUCUGGUCUCCCCGGACCCUGUAUUCACUAUAUCUGGUCUCCCCGGACCCUGUAUUCACUAUAUCUGGUCUCCCCGGACCCUGUAUUCACUAUAUCUGGUCUCCCCGGACCCUGCAUUCACUAUAUCUGGUCUCCCCGGACCCUGUAUUCACUAUAUCUGGUCUCCCAGGACUCUGCAUUCACUAUAUCUAAUCUCCCCGGUCCCUACAUUCACUAUAUCUGGUCUCCCACAGUACACACAACAUGGGAAUGCAAAUAUUUUAGUAUAUUUACUGCUAAUUACCUUUUCUCAUCAGCAGUUAGAGCAGUCUUGUGAGAGCAGUUUUCAUUUUGAUCUAG